AUGAAUCCACAUUAUCCUUCCAAAGUUAAGAGGCCUCUCCUCCAACCGGGAGUUGAAGAUCCGGGCCCUUCGUCAAUACCUUUCACCCCUCUCGUGAAUGACAACUUCACCUUUAUACCAUUUGAGAUCCAAGACAAUCUUGAUCAACUGGCACAAUUCUAUGGAAUAGCCUCUGGUUCUCAAUUGCAUCAACUGAUUGAACAGCAGCAUUGUAGGAAGAGGAGAAGGCUCGCACCAUCGAUCCCAAUGACAUCCGAGCAAGGACCGCCUUCGUCCCAGGGACCUCUGAUGAAACUCCCAUUAUCAGGACCUUACAGUCAACGUGAUGAGCAUUAUGGGACAUCUUCAAACUGGGACGAAUGUGGCCAGAACUCAAUGCCGUCUUCUACUUCCCCAUUAACCAGGCGUAUGGCGGAUCUGACCUUGUUCUUCUGCCCAUGUUGUGGCUGGGACCCAAGACAUCAAGAUGGCUAUCAACAGCUACCGAGCUCUGCACCGGCAGUUUCUGGCCCAGAUGCUCCUUACAUGGCAGAAAAACAACCGUCUAUGACAAUGCCAUCAUCUGAACCAUAUAACAAUACAACUCUGAGCUCUGGUCAACAGCCAGAUUACGGCUUUCAGCAACCUAACUUGAAUGUUGCGCCCCUUGUCAACUUUCCUCUCAUCUCUGAUCAGACGCCGUUAGCGGAGCCUGUGAUGAGUGGUCCUGGACCAACUCAUCAACCUCAUCUAUCAGCUGGAGACUUUUACGUCGCCCAAGCCUUCAAAGAGGAACCACAGCUGGAGAAUCAAGUAUUAAUGCCCAGUCAACAGCUUGACUCCAAGGCAUUUCCACAGGUCGGCUACAGUUCCGAUUCCAGCCUUAUUGAUACAAAUGCUAUUACUCACCAGGGUUUGGCUCCGCCCGACAGCGUUUCCCAAUAUGGCAUGAUAAUAAAUGCUCAACUUGGCGAAGAUACUGUGCAGAACGAGUGGUCUCUAAUGGAUCAACAAGCCAAUUUUGAAAUUGUUCUCACUAACCAAAGAGGGGGGAAGAGAGGUCCGUUCAAGGACCCAAAUCUCCGUGAACAAACUGCCCAAACCCGAAAGAUGGGUUCUUGUAUCAGGUGCAGAAUGCAAAGAAUUCGUUGUGAAAACAACCCCGAGGAAGAGGGAGGGGCCUGUUUGACAUGCAAAAAAGUCUCCAAUUCGAGAGCGGGGCGCUUUCCUUGUCUCAGAUACAAGAUAACAGAUAUCCGACUUUUCAAACCGGGCCAAGUUCCCGGUUAUGAAUGGACACGACGAUGGACCAAUAACAUCUCGGAUCCGAUACAGAGCUGGGCUACGACUGAAGAGCCCAGAACCAUAUAUCUAUCCGAGGGCCUAUCGAAUAAGUUUGUUAAGGUGAAGGUUCAACGAUUCGUUCCUCAAGCUGGUGACAAGCUGGAACGUACUUGGGAUUACAAGGGUGUCAAGAAAUCCGUGAAGAUUCCUCCGUAUGCGAUGGUCAACCUCGAGGAGGCGAAGAAAGAGUAUCUGGACCACAUUGAGAAUAGCAUGCAGGAUGCUUUUACCAAGUUGCUUGGACCACCUGAAGGCCUGCUAUUCCGAACAUACUUACGUGCUUGGAAAAUCUUCAAAGACCCGUCCACUACGCCAGAGUGCGUGGAACUUAUUCAUCAUACACUCUUGUUGUGGAUGUCGAUUCGUCUGACGACGCGGUCGAGCUUCAUUGUUGGAGAAGAGACCUUGGGGAUGAAGCAAAACAUCCUGGACGAAACGAACCCGAAUCACGGCAAGAUCCCUCUUCCGCCUGUACUUGGCGCUCAGAUGGAUCUUAUCCUGAUUCACCACAUACAGACCAAGCUGCGAAGGGAGCUUCUGGACAAACUCCAGAAGAUGAUGUCAAAGAACAAGCAGAGCACUUGGCUAGUGACGUAUCUUGUCAUCUUCAUUCUUUUGCAUAACACAGCUCUCAUCACAGCUCAUGACGCUGGAUACGCAAAGAAGCACGGCAUGAAGCGACGGUUUGCACGUGAGGAGAAGGUCAAAGAAUACCACCUAGGCGCAAACAUCUUGCUCGCACACUUCCACUACUGUAACAAGGGCAUCUACCCUUUCUCGGAAGAUUGUAAAGACCAAGACUUGCGAACACUGGCAGGCUUGGAUGAAGAAAAGAUCAAGUUUGUCCAUCAUACUAGCAACCUGGCUAGACGACAUGCGUUGCAAUGGGAAGAAAUCCGGAACAAGGCCGUGUAUGAGCAUGAUUACUUUUUUGUCAGUCAAUUGUUCGAGACCAACUGGCAACCUCGAACAACAAUAUAA
This is a messenger RNA of Fusarium proliferatum ET1, 2304 nucleotides long. RefSeq lists its product as uncharacterized. The record is from RefSeq and is a predicted model, not a curated record. NCBI's taxonomy places the organism in Eukaryota, Fungi, Ascomycota, Sordariomycetes, Hypocreales, Nectriaceae. Gene Ontology annotation, molecular function: zinc ion binding; DNA-binding transcription factor activity, RNA polymerase II-specific. Gene Ontology annotation, biological process: regulation of DNA-templated transcription. The transcript has 7 exons. The coding region runs from base 1 to 2304 and encodes 767 amino acids.